Molecule: messenger RNA, 7165 nt
Organism: Megachile rotundata (alfalfa leafcutting bee)
Lineage: Eukaryota; Metazoa; Arthropoda; Insecta; Hymenoptera; Megachilidae
Biological process (GO): protein phosphorylation
Molecular function (GO): ATP binding; protein serine/threonine kinase activity
Source: RefSeq, a predicted model, not a curated record
ACUGGGUCGCUGGCUUAAACUCAGUCAGCGUUGGCUCCCUGAACCGUGAGAACGUCUCGACGAACACCUGAAGAACGCGUUCGCCGGCGAUUCGCGGCGAGCUCAGUCGUCUUCGAGAACGUCGAACCGCUAGUGCGCCGCUCACGCGUCUCCCUUGGUGUUUCCUAUCGCGUACUCGAACCCUAGCGUGAACUCAGUGGAUAAUUACAUUCAAGAUGCCUUAUUACGGGGAUGGUCUGCCAUAUUACUAUGGGGGAGCCUUUGCGAAUCAUAGUUCUCUGAUGACUGGUGCUCCACGCGCCUUUCACACACCGUUGUCGCGGUUCUCUCCCCAUCUAUCGACGAUCUCCGAGUCACCGUUGUCUACCCUGCGUCGUUACUCCCCCGUUUCGGUGCCUACCCGACCCCGACGCGUGAUCGACACCGCGGACAUCGACGUUUCUACGCCAAGAACUAUCCAUUCUCAAGAUGGGAACCGGAGGAAUCGGCUGCGCCGCGAUCGACCGACUAUCAAGAUCAGGUCACAAGCUCUGAAGGAUAACCCGGCUCUACGCGAGCACAACGAACGACACGAGAAAUCGGUGGGCGAGUUGUUGGUCGAGAAGUUCUUGAUCAAGGAUAAAAAGCUGGAAGAGGCAGAGAAAGGUCUGCACCUGAUCCACCAGGUCAGUUUGGACCGCGGCGAGGACGACGAGGAGCUGCAGCAAAUGAAGAACAAGAUAACCAGACGAUUCACGAGAAGGAGGUCCUCCGCGGACAUUCAAUUAGAUCCCGAACAGUUGGAGAGAGAGGUUGCCUAUGCUCAGGUGCAGGCUAAAGUGCUGGACACUUUGGUGGCGGAGGAACAAGCCGAGAUCGAGAACGAGGUUCGUAGAGGGACUCUGAUAAAAAAAAGCAAUACCGGAGGACCUAGAACCGUUCCUGGCUUCUUCAGGAACGUGGACGGGGACUCCGCGUCUCAGGGAGAGGAGGAAGCCGCCGCGCAGAAGAUGAGAAAGACGCUGAAGAAGCUUAAAAAAAAGAAGAAAACGACCGAGAAACCUUCGCCGCCUGACGACGAGGAUAAAUCAAGAGUACGAAGGUCGAGCACCUCCAGCGACGUCUCUGUAGAGCUACAAACGGACGAAAAGAGCGACAAGGAAACGCGCAAGCACAAGAAACCCCAGAUGUUCAAGGUCGAAGCUAGUAACAGUGUCGGCGACUUCUCGACCAUUUGGGUGAACAGUGGCGAUGCCGGCAACGUGAUCGUGGAACAGUUCCGUGAGAGCGUGAGAAUUCCUGUGCCUAGAAAAAUGGGGAUUCGUAAGAUUGGCAGGGAAAGCGUGGACGAAGAGUCGGAAACUGAAGUUGUGUUACCUGUGAAGAGACCGUACGUGAAGGAUACCUCGAGGAACAGCGUGCACUUCACUGUGAGGACACCGCCUGAGAAGCUGAAGGAUCCUUUGAAGGAGCUCAGACCCACGGAGAACGGAGUAGAACCUAAACAAGAGAAAGAGCCUUUCAGAAAUGAAAAUAUUUUAGAGAAAAAAGAAGACAUUGUUCCCUCAAAGUCGGAGAAAGAAGACACGAAAAAGAGCUUCACUCCUAAGAGUCCUGACGCUACCACGCUGAAGAAAGAAAAGACUCAAAAGGGUUUUGAAAGUCCUAAAUUGAAGAAUACUGACCCAUUAAAGAAGGAGGUUCCCGAGUCGCCCAAAUCUCCUACUACACCCACGUUAAAGAAAGAAGAGAAGAAAGGUUUCGUAAUCCCCAAGUUGAAGAACACUGACCUACCCAAGGAGGUUCCCGAAUCACCUAAGUCUCCCCUCAGUCCUACGUUGAAGAAGGAAUCUUCGAAAAGUCCUGUGAUUUCUAAAUUUAACAAAACUGGACCACUGGAGAAGAAGGUACCCGAGUCUCCCAAGUCUCCAGAUGCUCCAACGUCGAAGAAAGAACCGUCCACAACUGGAAAACCCGGCGAAGAGGUCUCGAAAGUGGUCGAAGAGAACACGGUAUUAGGUGUUGACCCGUUGGCGAAUGAAAACAGCGCCAGUGCAGCGCUUCCAUCGGCCGCGGACAGGCUGCCAAAAGCGUCUAAAAUUAAUACGGAUGAAAAUAAUGCCGUAGAAGCGCCAAAGCGUUCGUUACGAGAGGCGGAGUACCUGGCAAAGCCGACGAAAAUCGAGCGUGACGAGGACGUUGCUUAUCCGUUACCGGGAAAGAAGGUGGACAAAGCCGUGACCUUGACGAGCGUCUCCACGUCGAAUGCCUCUGGUGCACCGAUCAAUUCGGACCAACUAAAACCAUCGAACAGAGAGGAUCGAUUAGAAAAUACCGUCAUCGAUGAUGCAACCACGAAGCUCGUGACAAAGACGACCUUGUUAGACGGUACAAAGAGCGAGGCGCAGAAGAAAAAUUCAGGAAGUGCUGAGAAAAAAGCGUUGGUAGAGGAUGUUAAGGGCAGCAAGGCGAAGCAGUCCAGCCUGGAGAAGCUCCAAAAAACAGGUGACGAAGAGAGUUCAAAAAUCCCAGUCAAAGUGACCUCGAAGAAGGAGGAGGAUUCCUGGAAACGAACAAAGACUGAAAGUAACAAAAAGUCGAUAUUAAAGGACAAUUUACAAAAUACCUCCAAGACUGAAGCGCAGGCUAAGGAAUCGAAGAUCCCGUGGAGGAACAAGGUGACCAAGGCUGCACCUGGUGAUAGUGCACCUUUGAACAGAAGCGUCAGCGUCGACGUUCAACCCAGUGUUCAUGCGGAGGAUUCCAAGUCUUUGAAACAGUCCACUUCCGUGGACGAGAGUUUGAUCAACAAGAUGCCUACGGACAAACAGCACUUGUUAAAAUCCUACGAGAGUUUGAACGGAGAGAGUGGAACAUUGUCGAAGAGUACGUCAUCCGAGUCCAUAGACUUCUGGAGCGAGAUCAAAGGUCCGGACAGUCCUAAAGUGGCGAAGGUAGUUAACAGGGAGUUCAGUUUCGCUGGUUCCAAGAAUGCAGAGCCACGUCAGGCGGUCGAGGACCCCAUUGGCAAACAACUGGACAAGAAAAAAGAGACUGCUCCUAAAAUAAACGUCGCUGCACCGCUGCACGGGCUCAGUAAUAUCCCCGUAAUCGAGGAGGAGAGGAAGGCCGAGGAGGAGUCGUCGAAACUCAACGCAGAGCAGAGAAUACCGAGCUGCGAAGCGUCUCCAAUUGCCACGGAGAAGCCGGAGCCGGAAAAAGAUACCGGAACACCGAAGAAGGGGCUCAAAAAGAAGAACCUGUCUCUGGCCAUCAAUUCUGCACCAAAGGAGACCGCGAAGACUCCUUUGAACCGCGAAGAUUCGACGGCUUCGACUAUUUCCGCAAAGUCUGUGACCAGCACGCCGGAUACCUCGGUGCCCGUUUCUGAAGUCUCGACGCCGGUGUCGGAGAUUCCCGUGCCGAUAAUAAACGUCGUCGACACCCCGACGCCCACGGCGACGCCGACCAGAGCCGGAUCCCAGAUCUUGGAGGACGAAGACGAGCCCAAGACGCCGACCAACGAGUGGCAAGACGACGACCUUCCUAAGAUCUCCAAGUGGAACAACCACAACGACCUGUCCAACGUGGACCAAGCGGACGUUACUCCUGUUCCCUCCAAGGACGCCAGUGUCGCGUGUAGUCCGGAGAACAGCCCCGACUCGUCUAAAAAGAAAAAGAUAGUCAGAAAGAAGAAGUCUUCGACGACCAAGAGCUCCACGAAGAAGAGCUCCACAAAGAAAGAGACGCCGAAGGAGAGUAAAAGGUCGAAGAAGGCCUCGUCCAAGACGCAGGACAACCUGAAGCCGUCGGAGCCCGUCGCUAAGACCAGCCCCAAGAACUCGCCCGCCGCACGACCGAUCGACCUCAUCAGGAUGUUCUACACGACACCCAUGGCGCUGCUGACCGCGACGCCCAGGGACCUCUCCAAGGUUCGUCGAGCCAAGAUCAAGAGGAAGAAACAUCACUCGAGAACGCCGUCCAUGAGCAGCGACAGUACCGGAAGCACAACCAGCACAGCCACCACGGAAAGCAGUGGAUCCACCUGCGCGGAACUCGACGACGAUCCGGAGCACAAGAGGAUGAACUCUACGAGGAGCAACGACUCCGGCUUCGACGGCUCGCCGAGGAUAUCGAAUUGUGACAUGGCUUGCCACAAGAAAUGCGAGAAACUGACUGGCAAUCUUUGUGGAUUGAAUCAAAAACUCGUGGCAGAAGCUUUACAAGCGCUCAAGAGGGCACCCUCGCAGUCGUCGGACACCCAGAGGAACUCGGAUUCGUCGGACCACUUCCCCAGCGGGCGAAUAACGCCGCCAGCGACUAACCUGCCAAGAUUUAAGAAGUACGCCGUGACGGACUUUAAUUUUCUGAAAGUCCUAGGAAAAGGCAGUUUUGGCAAGGUGCUGUUGGCCGAGCUGCGUGGCACGGAGUGCGUGUAUGCCGUGAAAUGCCUGAAGAAAGACGUGGUGUUAGAGGACGAUGACGUAGAGUGCACCCUGAUCGAGAGGAAAGUGCUGACCCUGGCUACCAGGCAUCCCUACCUCUGCCAUCUGUUCUGCACCUUCCAAACGGACUCUCACCUGUUCUUCGUGAUGGAGUACCUGAACGGCGGUGACUUAAUGUUUCACAUUCAGAAAUCUGGCCGCUUCGCGGAGUCCAGGGCUCGCUUCUACGCCGCUGAGAUCUGGUCUGGAUUAAAUUUCUUGCACAAGAAGGGUAUAGUGUACAGAGACUUGAAGCUGGACAAUGUGUUGUUGGACUUUGAGGGUCAUAUCAGAAUAGCUGAUUUUGGCAUGUGCAAGCUGCAGAUCUUCCUCGACAGAACCGCCGACACCUUCUGUGGCACUCCUGAUUAUAUGGCUCCUGAGAUCAUAAAGGGACUAAAAUACAAUCAGGCGGUGGAUUGGUGGUCGUACGGCGUGCUUCUGUACGAGAUGCUCACGGGACAGUCGCCAUUCUCCGGCUGCGACGAGGACGAGCUAUUUUGGAGUAUAUGUAACGAAAGACCGUUCAUACCGCGCUACCUGAGCCAAGAAGCCGCAGACAUACUGAUCUGUCUUCUAGAAAAGGAUUCAGGGAAGAGGCUACCUGGACACGAGAUCGCGUUGCACUCCUUCUUUCAAUCACUGCCGUGGGAUCGACUAGAAAGGAGGCAGCUAGAGCCACCGUUCAGGCCAGCCCUAGACCACACUCUAGACACCAAGUACUUCGACACGGCUUUCACAGCAGAAAGGCCACGAUUGACCCCGGUACCUGAGCAGAUCCUGACCUCGAUGGACCAGGGUGUCUUCCGUGGAUUCUCCUACACGAAUCCAAACGCAACAGACUGAACGAGCUAGUAGGGACAAGCGGCAGUCCAACUUCAGCUUCGCGUUGAUCGUCAACGCUCUGUUACAAUGACGGUACUCAUGGUACCGUAGUCUGAGAGCUACGGAAAAGGGGGUACCCUUGUUCCGAGGGGAAUCGAGCUGACGAGUCUUCUGGAACGAUCGAGAUUCGGAAAGAUGGCAAGGAGAAGCUCUACGGGAUCCACCGAUGUUCCUGAUCAGCCGUCCCGAGUCAGGCUUCCAGCGAUUACUAGGUUUUUAUAAAACGAAGGCCACGCUGCAUCGAUAGAACACUUAGAUUAGUCUUCCGUGGAAUGAACGAGAUUCCAGCGUGCCUUCUCGUUCGACUUUAGGUGCGAUUGGUCAUACUCUGUAUUUUCCCUCGUUUUUUUAAGCCCUUUUCUUCGACCAGGUGUCGCGAGAUGAGAAUCCUGACGCUGGCUGUACAAUGAUGUUUCAAAUAAAUAAAAUGGACAACAGGCUAGAUGAAUUAUUCCAAAUGAUAGCCAGUAUGGAUAUUGUGUUCCAGCGAGAAAACGGCGCGACCAAAGAAACCGGAAGACGCUCGAGUUCAAUCUCAAAGACGCGUAACUACUCGAUAUUCCCGCGUUUAUUCUAAACGUCUAGCGUUACACCGUCCAGGUUAUUAAUACACGAAGUGGCUCAUUAUUUUGGCAGAGAUAGACACCGUCUCGAGCGUUUUCUACCCGCAGAUCAAACCUCCCGCUCUUCCGGCCCUUUUUUACCCCCUGAUGAUCGGUCUUUCUUUUCUUUUUACUCGACUUUCUUCCGUUCGCCUUACACCUUCCAUCUCCUGACCCGUUUUUCUCUUUUUUAUCGUCUUUUCUUAAUUCCUUCUCUUUCUAUUUCCAUCUACUCUCAGCGUCUCGCUCGCCCCUCUGUCCGUUUUCUUCCGUUCCUUCUUCCUCACACUUGCCUCCGCGCUGACUGUACGCUAACUUUAGCACGCAGUGGAAUUGGCAAACCACCACGUUUGCUAGUUUCAAAGUGCAGGUUCGAAAGUUGUCAUAUAUCUGCUGUCCAGGUGACUCUCUGGAAUAGUAGCUAAUUUUUAGUUGCUGUCAUUCGAGAUUCUUAAUAAUAUGUUUCAAAUAAAAUCAUAACUAGCUAAGAACUGAAUACCUUUGCAGUUGAAGGAAGCUCAAAGUUAACUGACAUCAUUAAAACCUGAAAAAGAGAGCACAAUUAAAGCAAUCUUUGUCAAUAAAAUUUGAUAAAAAUUAAAGACCGAAUUUUUUACAUUGUACGACCCUGAGAUCAGGUCUGUUAGACCCUGUUACAAGCUACGGAAGAACCAGAGUAAAAACGCCUCAACACGGAAAGAGAUAAAAGCGGUUAAUGAACCGAUUAACUUGUCUAAUUGAUUUAAUUGAAUCAUUCCGACACGCUUGGUAAAUGGCCGCAUCUCUAGAAUGUCUGAGACAAAGACUGUCUUCAAAUUAAUUUCCAAAACAUUGGUCUACAAUAAAACUAAAAGCACAUGUUAAACACGAACGCAAGAUCAAAGGAGGAAAAAUGAUAAAAGGUGCUCGCCACCGUUUCUGCGAAACGGAGAUCAAAUCAAUCGGCGGAAGAGAGCGGGAAACUGAAUCGAGAAGCUAAACAGCUGGAAAUUGAAGCGAAGAAAGAUUUAGAGAGAGAAGUUGUAGGAAGAGGUUGCAAAAACCGACUGCUCGAGAGGAUCGGUCAAUGGACCCUGAUUCCGCGUCUUUUUGCUUUCCGUUGCUUCACUAUACUAUUACAAAUAGAUUUUUUAUCUAUUCUCUUCUGAGUAGUCUCUUCGAAGAUCGAGUAGUUUUUAAGUGUAGCGAUUCUGUAUUAAAUAUUUUCUACGUGUA